Molecule: messenger RNA, 1642 nt
Organism: Zea mays
Lineage: Eukaryota; Viridiplantae; Streptophyta; Magnoliopsida; Poales; Poaceae
Product: cinnamoyl CoA reductase 1
Exons: 5
Coding region: 339-1457 (372 amino acids)
Molecular function (GO): oxidoreductase activity, acting on the CH-OH group of donors, NAD or NADP as acceptor
Source: RefSeq, a predicted model, not a curated record
UCAUCACUCGCUCGCAUCGCACUGCGCGCUCCGAUCCCCCUCCACCCGUCUCAGCUAGCAGCCUCGCCUUGUUGUGGCCUAUAAAUUCCGCGCCACUCCAACGCCCACCCUUCUCAGGAUGAAUCGGAAGAGAGAAUCCUACCAAACCUAGCUACCAACUCGAUCGUCGUCAUCACGCUCGACCGCACAACUGCACCAAGGGGGGAGGAGACCUAAAAACUACUACAUCUUUUAGCUACACAUCUAGCUAAAGAUCGAGAGGGGUAAAUAAGGACGAGCGGGCGCGAGCUAGAAGAGCAGCUGCAGGUACUACCAUCAUCGUCGUCGUCGUCGCCAGGAUGACCGUCGUCGACGCCGUCGUCUCCUCCACCGAUGCCGGCGCCCCUGCUGCCGCCGCCACCGCGGUACCGGCGGGGAACGGGCAGACCGUGUGCGUGACCGGCGCGGCCGGGUACAUCGCCUCGUGGUUGGUGAAGCUGCUGCUCGAGAAGGGAUACACUGUGAAGGGCACCGUCAGGAACCCAGCAGAUGACCCGAAGAACGCGCACCUCAAGGCGCUGGACGGCGCCGCCGAGCGGCUGAUCCUCUGCAAGGCCGAUCUGCUGGACUACGACGCCAUCUGCCGCGCCGUGCAGGGCUGCCAGGGCGUCUUCCACACCGCCUCCCCCGUCACCGACGACCCGGAGCAAAUGGUGGAGCCGGCGGUGCGCGGCACCGAGUACGUGAUCAACGCGGCGGCGGAGGCCGGCACGGUGCGGCGGGUGGUGUUCACGUCGUCCAUCGGCGCCGUGACCAUGGACCCCAAGCGCGGGCCCGACGUCGUGGUCGACGAGUCGUGCUGGAGCGACCUCGAGUUCUGCGAGAAAACCAGGAACUGGUACUGCUACGGCAAGGCGGUGGCGGAGCAGGCGGCGUGGGAGACGGCCCGGCGGCGGGGCGUGGACCUGGUGGUGGUGAACCCCGUGCUGGUGGUGGGCCCCCUGCUGCAGGCGACGGUGAACGCCAGCAUCGCGCACAUCCUCAAGUACCUGGACGGCUCGGCCCGCACCUUCGCCAACGCCGUGCAGGCGUACGUGGACGUGCGCGACGUGGCCGACGCGCACCUCCGCGUCUUCGAGAGCCCCCGCGCGUCCGGCCGCCACCUCUGCGCCGAGCGCGUCCUCCACCGCGAGGACGUCGUCCGCAUCCUCGCCAAGCUCUUCCCCGAGUACCCCGUCCCAGCCAGGUGCUCCGACGAGGUGAAUCCGCGGAAGCAGCCGUACAAGUUCUCCAACCAGAAGCUCCGGGACCUGGGGCUGCAGUUCCGGCCGGUCAGCCAGUCGCUUUACGACACGGUGAAGAACCUCCAGGAGAAGGGACACCUGCCGGUGCUCGGAGAGCGGACGACGACGGAGGCCGCCGACAAGGAUGCCCCCACGGCCGAGAUGCAGCAGGGAGGGAUCGCCAUCCGUGCCUGAGAGGGCGAUGCCACACAUGAACACAAAGCAAUGUUCAUACUGCUGCCCUGCACCUGCUGUGUAAACAGGCCUGUGUUUGUUCUGGCUGAUAGUGAUGUACCCUAAGACUUGUAACGUCAUGUUCGUUCUUGUGAACUAUAGCGAGUGAAUAAAAUUGGUUAAUGUUGGAUGUUCAAAAUUUUGCA